AUGUUUGUCUACGCAACGUUGACUCUGGCCCUCUUGGUGGAGUCCUCUUUCUCAAAGCAACCUUCAGCUCCCGAGGCGUUUGCAGCUCCACUCAGAGAUCUGCAGCUCGGGCAGCUAAACUUCUUACAUACCACGGAUACCCACGGCUGGCAUGCGGGCCACUUGCUCGAGCCAUCUUUCAGCGCCGACUGGGGCGACUAUGUGGAUUUCGCCGCGCGACUCAGGGAGAAAUUGGAUGCGGAGGGCCUUGACUUGUUGAUUGUCGAUACGGGCGACCGGAUCGAGGGCAAUGGUCUCUAUGACGCAUCAGAGCCCAAGGGACUCUUCACUUUCGACAUCUUUCGCGAGCAGCACAUGGACAUCAUCUGCGCCGGCAAUCACGAGCUUUACCAGAAGAACUCGUCCGAAAAUGAAUAUCUGAUCACUGCCCCGGCGUAUGCCGGCAGCUAUCUUGCUUCCAACCUUGACAUCCGGGACCCAAACACGGGGGAACUCGUCCCUCUUGCACAAAGGUAUAAAAAAUUCACCACCAAGAAUCAAGGCAUUCGCAUUGUGAGCUUCGGGUUUCUCUAUAAUUUCGAUCGAAACUAUAACAACACCGUCGUCCAGCGAGUCGAGAAGACAGUUCAAGAAUCCUGGUUUCAAGAGGCCAUUCGCGACCGAGAAGUCGACCUGUUUGUGGUCCUUGGCCACGCCGCCAUACGCUCCGAGGAAUUCGACAUCAUCUACAGGGCUAUCCGGUCAGUCCAAUGGGAUACGCCCAUCCAAUUCUUUGGCGGCCACUACCAUAUCCGGGACUAUCGCAAGUUUGACACCAAGUCAUACGGCCUUGCGAGCGGCCGCUUCAUGGAGACCAUUGGCUUCCAGUCCAUCGACGGUCUCUCCACAAACAGCAGCCGUCCGGCUGCUAAGAACCCCACGUUCUUCAGGAGAUACAUCGACAACAAUCUGUACUCAUUAUACCACCAUUCUGGCCACAACGCAUCGACGUUCCAUUCCGAGCGGGGCCGAAACAUUACCGAAGCAAUUGUUGAGGCUCGCGAAGCGCUUGAUCUUGACCAAACAUUUGGCUGCGCUCCAAAGGAUCUAUGGAUGAGCCGCGCGCCUUAUCCUAGCAAGGAUAGCAUCUUCUCUUGGCUCGAGGAGGAAGUCUUCCCUGGCAUUGUCAGCGACGUCAGACGACGCGAUCGGCCGCGCCUCGUCAUAUCGAACACGGGAGCAAUCCGGUUUGACAUCUUCAAGGGAGCGUUCACCAAGGAUUCAACCUAUAUUAUCUGCCCAUUCACCAGCGGAUUCCACUACAUCAAAGACGUGCCGUACAGCAAAGCCAAACAUCUCAUCAACAUGCUGAACCGCGCCGGUCCCAUCUUUGAGAAUCUCGACCCAUCUCUGGCCAUGUGGAAAUUGGCCCCGCCCGAACAAAUUGGUGUGAAAGAAGACAUUGUCGUUGUCUCCUCAUCUGACCACAAGCGCGGAGGCCACUCGCAAAUUUCCCUCUCCGAUGACGACGACCGCGACAAUCUGACGCCGGGCUACACCACGCACGACGACUUGGGUGACGAUGGCGACGAUACAAUCCACUCCCCGAUAUCCUUCUACCAGGUGCCCAACUGUAUCCAAUCAACGAUCAAUCCGCACCCAGACUCGAUCAACCUCGAUGCCGAUGCCGAUGCAGACGAAGGUGACGUCGUCGUGGACGUCGUCUUCAACGAGUUCAUCGAGCCGUGGGUCAUCUUGGCCUUUCGGUUCUUGGGCCUGGAGUACUCGGACGGGGACGUGGACCAGUACAUGCCUAGAGACAAUCUGACGACCUUGAUCGCCAAAUGGGUCGCUGAGAACUGGAAGGUUCAUUGCAAGGCUUGA
Molecule: messenger RNA, 1863 nt
Organism: Fonsecaea multimorphosa CBS 102226
Lineage: Eukaryota; Fungi; Ascomycota; Eurotiomycetes; Chaetothyriales; Herpotrichiellaceae
Exons: 2
Coding region: 1-1863 (620 amino acids)
Biological process (GO): nucleotide catabolic process
Cellular component (GO): cytosol
Molecular function (GO): hydrolase activity
Source: RefSeq, a predicted model, not a curated record